UAUUAUCUUUUGAGAAGGGAGGCGCUGUGAUGUAUCUUCGCGCCCGAUUGGGCCAACUUGACAGUGAUUGACGUGCAGCCAUGGCAACCGGGCAGCCAAUCUGCCAAGUCCAAUAGGAAAUUAUCAGAGGGGCUUGACUAUCUUUUUCUCCCCCUUAAAAAAAUACACCUCCGCUCCGGCUCGAAUCCUCUCCUUCUCUCGAUCCCAGCCCACGUUGAUAAAUACAACGCUGCGCCGUCGUUCGUUCUCCGGUCCUUCCGAGCCUUUUGCCCACUAAGUUUAGCCAAAGCGAGGAUGCGGUAGGUUGCCCCCACCCUUUCGGCGACAUCGUUCCUCGUCAUCUUCCUCGGUUCGCUUCAACUUUGGGGAUUGCCUCGUUUUUUGUGUUUGAGUGGGUGUGUGUGCGUGCGUGCGUGCGUGCGCGCGCGCGUCUCGCAUUGCCUUGGCGCGCGUCAAGAAGCCGACGGAGACGACGUGGAGGAGAGAGAGGAGCUCUGAGGGGGAGACCCGGGAGAAGCCUCCAUGUUUCAGCUGCCCAUCUUGAAUUUCAGCCCCCAGCAGGUCGCCGGGGUGUGCGAGACUCUGGAGGAGAGCGGCGACGUGGGCCGCCUCGGCCGCUUCCUUUGGUCGCUGCCCGUGGCCCCGGCGGCCUGCGAGGUGCUCAACAAGAACGAGUCGGUGCUGCGGGCCCGGGCCGUGGUCGCUUUCCACACGGGCAAUUUCCGCGAACUCUACCACAUCCUGGAGAACAACAAGUUCACCAAGGAGUCGCACACCAAACUGCAGGCGCUGUGGCUGGAGGCGCACUACCAGGAGGCCGAGAAGCUACGGGGACGCCCGCUGGGGCCGGUGGACAAAUACAGGGUGCGGAAGAAGUUCCCGCUGCCCAGAACCAUUUGGGAUGGUGAGCAGAAAACCCACUGCUUCAAGGAGAGGACCAGGCACUUGUUAAGAGAAUGGUACUUGCAGGACCCCUACCCGAAUCCCAGCAAAAAACGGGAGCUUGCACAGGCUACCGGACUUACACCCACACAAGUCGGAAACUGGUUCAAAAACCGAAGACAAAGAGACAGAGCCGCGGCUGCCAAAAACAGGCUUCAGCAGCAGGUCCUGUCCGGGGGCUCUGUUCGCUCCCUGGCCGACGAGGACGGCACCGUGGACCGUCUGGGUAACGCGUCCAGUCCGGAGGCGAGCCUGUCCAGCAAAGCGGCGGCCUCGGCCAUCUCUAUCACCUCCAGCGACAGUGAAUGUGACAUCUGAGCGCUCUCCGGCUCAACUCUCCAUGAAUGGAAGCAGCGAAAGAAAAAAAAAAUAGUGGGCGAUUAACGAGGGAAAGACAAUCAAAUACAACGACUCAUAGUGCCUGCGUUGAGUUACACACAUGCACAUACAUAAGUACACGUGGAUUUUUGACGCCUGCCAAAUACAUGGAUCUGUGAGGCCUAUACUUUUAUUUGCAUUUGACCCACGGAGGACUGAUAACUUCCCCAUUGAGAUGGGAAAAAAAAACAGUAUAGCGAGCGCCUAUAUAACCUACUGUUUAUCCGUGGGUAUUUCAUGUUGAAAAGAACUGUGCUAUUUUUACGUUUCUUUCAAAAGUUUUAUAAAUAAUGCUUAUUUGCUUAUUUAAAA
This is a messenger RNA of Hippocampus comes (tiger tail seahorse), 1632 nucleotides long. It is a transcript of the gene six6a, whose product is annotated as SIX homeobox 6a. Gene Ontology annotation, cellular component: transcription regulator complex; nucleus. Gene Ontology annotation, molecular function: DNA-binding transcription factor activity, RNA polymerase II-specific; RNA polymerase II cis-regulatory region sequence-specific DNA binding. The record is from RefSeq and is a predicted model, not a curated record. Gene Ontology annotation, biological process: eye development; regulation of transcription by RNA polymerase II. Lineage: Eukaryota; Metazoa; Chordata; Actinopteri; Syngnathiformes; Syngnathidae. The transcript has 2 exons. Bases 523 to 1260 code for a protein of 245 amino acids.